AUGUCUGGAGAGAAAUCCAAGUCUGCUUCCCAGACUGAUGGGAAGGCGGCUCAGAACAAGAUGUCUGAGAUGGGCAUGAUGUCCUACAAGAUGUGUGUGUAUGACCAGGAGAACUUCCAGGGCCGCUGCAUUGAGAUCAACGGCGAGUGUAUGAAUGUGUGUGACAUGGGAAUGGACAGGGUGCGCUCCCUGCGCGUUGACUGUGGACCCUUCGUGGGCUUUGAGCAGAUGAACUUCUGCGGUGAGAUGUUCAUCCUGGAGAAGGGCGAGUACCCCCGCUGGGACUCCUGGAGCAACUGCCAGAAGAACGACUACCUGCUGUCCUUCAGGCCUGUCCGCAUGGACCCAGAGAAGCACAAGAUCUGCCUGUAUGAGGUCGGAGAGUUCAAGGGUCGUAAGAUGGAGAUCAUGGACGAUGACGUCCCCAGCCUGUUUUCCUACGGUUUCACCGACAGAGUGGGCAGCAUCAUGGUCAGCUGUGGAACUUGGGUGGGUUACCAGUUCCCCGGCUACCGUGGCAGCCAGUACCUGCUGGAGAAGGGCGAUUUCAGGCAUUUCAAUGAGUUUGGCGCCCGCUGCCCCCAGAUGCAGUCCAUUAGGCGCAUCCGGGACAUGCAGUGGCACCCACACGGCUGCUACACCAUGUCCUCCAAGUGA
Molecule: messenger RNA, 657 nt
Organism: Chelmon rostratus (copperband butterflyfish)
Lineage: Eukaryota; Metazoa; Chordata; Actinopteri; Chaetodontiformes; Chaetodontidae
Gene: crybb1l2
Product: crystallin, beta B1, like 2
Exons: 5
Coding region: 1-657 (218 amino acids)
Biological process (GO): lens development in camera-type eye; visual perception
Molecular function (GO): structural constituent of eye lens
Source: RefSeq, a predicted model, not a curated record